AACAUUAAAUAGUGCCAAUCCAUCAGCUAGCACCAGAAUUUCUAGAUCAGGCUGCAGAAACCCACAGAGCCUGAAGAAAGAGCAUCCAAAGACUUCCCAGGAGCACAAGCAGUUGUACACCAUGACCGAACAGGUGAUUGGAGCCAACAGUGUACCUGGCAUUAUUGCCCCAGAUAAUGUUCACGUCAUCCAGCCCAGCAACCCUGUGGCCUCUGGAAAUCAUCUGCAGCCUUCAGAGGUGACCACUUACCCAAUCUCACCAAAAGUAAUCCAGUGUGAUACAGGAAGAGCAAACUUACAGAAUCUACUCGUGGUGAACCAGAACUCAGCAGCAGGUGUACAGAGUCAACCCAUUGGGUAUCAGCGACAGUAUCCAGUGGGAACAGCCAGUUUGCAGAUGGUGCCUGGAGUGAUCCAAUACACACAGGGAACCACGAAUCUCCAGACAUGGCCUGGAGACCUUCAGAAUCCUCUGAAUGCUAACCCUGGGCUGACACACACCUCAAACUCAUCCCAGUGGGACACGUCAUUUGCAUCAUUUACUUCAUUUAAUCUCAAGAAAUUCAUAAAUGAGGAGGUCAGAACAUUAGGGGCCAUCCAGAUCCUCAUCGGCCUGACGCACAUUUUCUCUGCAAUUAACCCUGUGCUGUAUUACUAUCCUUUUGUGACCUGGUUGUCAGGGUACCCGCUCUGGGGAGGAUUAUCCUAUAUUGUAUCUGGAUCCCUCUCAGUAUGGGCUGCAAAGGACCCCAGUCCUUGUGUGGUGAACAGCAGCAUCAGCUUCAACAUCAUCAGCGCACUCUUCGCCUUUGCCGGGAUCUUCAUUAUCAUUACAGAUCUGAGCCUUUACUAUGUGACGACAUAUUCAAAGGCGGUUUCUGGCGGUCUUCUCCCCUUUGCCCUCCUGGAGUUCAUCCUCACUUGUGUGGUCUCACAUUUUGGGUGCCAGGCUACCUGCUGCAGACAAUUUGAGAAUGUGGCAGUGAUUCCAACCAUAUUCAGUUUCAACCCAGCCAAUACCACCACCAGCCCUGUCAACGCUACCACUGGUCCUGUCAAUGCUACCACCGGCCCUGUCAGUGCCACCAAUGGUCCUGUCAAUACUACCAUUCACCCUGUCAACACCACCACCAGCCCUGUCAACACCACCACCAGCCCUGUCAAUGUUACCACUGGUCCUGUCAAUGCUAACAUUGGCCCUGUCAAUGUGACAACUGGCCCUGUUAACACUACCACUGCCCCUGCCAAAGCUACCACCAGUUGUGUCAAUGCUAUUAUCCACACCAGCAAUGUACCCCCGAACCCUCGUACCAAGAAAUAGCUGAUUUGCACGGAGACAGAUGACAUGGGAUGCCUGUCUCAAUGACAAGGGGAUACGCUGUAGCAGUAUCUUUCCUUCUCCCUGAAACUUCCAUGACCAUGACCCUAGCCUUGUUGCCAGACUGAAAUGAACAAGCAUUUCCUCUCCUC
Messenger RNA from Pan troglodytes (chimpanzee), 1470 nucleotides. It is a transcript of the gene MS4A18, whose product is annotated as membrane spanning 4-domains A18. Gene Ontology annotation, biological process: cell surface receptor signaling pathway. The record is from RefSeq and is a predicted model, not a curated record. The transcript is spliced from 7 exons. Gene Ontology annotation, cellular component: plasma membrane. Bases 122 to 1321 code for a protein of 399 amino acids. NCBI's taxonomy places the organism in Eukaryota, Metazoa, Chordata, Mammalia, Primates, Hominidae.